Molecule: messenger RNA, 285 nt
Organism: Anisakis simplex (herring worm)
Lineage: Eukaryota; Metazoa; Nematoda; Chromadorea; Rhabditida; Anisakidae
Source: the annotation of a GenBank genome assembly
AUGAUUCAGAAUUGGGUGUGUGAAUGGGUUUGGUUUAUGGGUUUAGGAUGCGGGCAGUGGAUAGAUAGAUAUAUUUGUUGGAAUCGAAUAAGAAGUGAGCAGGAGUGGCGAGAACAGAAAAUGACCCAGCUUAUGGCACAGCCACCACAUGCUCCUGAACUUAAUGAGGUUGGUGUUUAUUGCUGCUUGGCUUUGAAUUCGUAUCGGAGUUUACUUCGAUGCACUGAUUCGGAGAGUGUCUCGGGUUAUUAUUUGCGUUUGGUUUCGGGUUAUUUUUCGGGUUAG